Messenger RNA from Balaenoptera acutorostrata (minke whale), 3983 nucleotides. It is a transcript of the gene ADGRA1, whose product is annotated as adhesion G protein-coupled receptor A1. The transcript is spliced from 7 exons. Gene Ontology annotation, cellular component: glutamatergic synapse; postsynaptic density; plasma membrane. Gene Ontology annotation, molecular function: G protein-coupled receptor activity. Bases 713 to 2434 code for a protein of 573 amino acids. NCBI's taxonomy places the organism in Eukaryota, Metazoa, Chordata, Mammalia, Artiodactyla, Balaenopteridae. The record is from RefSeq and is a predicted model, not a curated record. Gene Ontology annotation, biological process: G protein-coupled receptor signaling pathway; cell surface receptor signaling pathway.
CGCCUUCUUCAGGGAGAUGUUUUGUUGUGCGGUGUCCGAUUCUGUUGGAACGGAAGGCGAAACCGCCGGUUGUCUCUUUAAAUCGGCUCUGCGGUGUGAUGGGGCCGGCGGGCUGGCUGGGAAGAACCAUUCCCACCCUGCCGCAGGGAGCUGGCCGCCGCCAUCAGCGCCUCCCCCAUCCCCAUGGUUACGGCUCCUGCUUCCCGACCGUCCCUGGUCCCUGGCUGUCGCCCGCCCGAGGGAGCAGGUGCCGGCCGCCGGCCGCCAGCACUCCUCACCGGAGUCCGGGAGGCCGCCUGCUGAGAACGGCGGUGACUGCCUGCCCCUCCGGCUCUGACACCCUCCCCGGCGCAGAGCCCUGGCCGUCGCCGGGCUGCAGCUUUGCAAUCUGUUGAUAACUCCACUCACGGGCUCCAGCGCUGCCCCUGGGGUGGAAAACUGCUCCCAGACCCGGGAACUCACCGCCUCUCGCCAACAGGAAGCGCAAGACCGCUGCCACUCCUGCUGUUUUUGCCAAAAUAGAUGGGGGCGGCCUCUUCACCCUCACCCGCCCCAUCACGGUCGCCCAGGGCUCGACCCCGUGGCCGCUGCCUGGGACCUUGACCUUCUGGACGGCUAUGGAGGCCGGCGGGGAGAACGGUGCGACGUAAUCGGCUGUGCCGUUGGCACCGCCUCCAUCCCCUGCUCGCACUUCAGUAACUUCACUGUGCUCAUGGAUUUGAGGACUGUCCUGUCCCUGCCCCAGUCCCCAGGGGAGUUCCUGCACCCCGUGGUGUAUGCCUGCACGGCCGUCAUGCUGCUGUGUCUGCUGGCCUCCGCCAUCACCUACGUCGUCCACCAGAGCGCCAUCCGGAUCAGCCGGAAAGGCCGGCACGCGCUCCUGAACUUCUGCUUCCACGCGGCCCUGACCUUCUCCGUGUUCGCUGGCGGCAUCAACCGCACCAAGUACCCGAUCCUGUGCCAGGCGGUGGGCAUCGUGCUGCACUACUCCACGCUCUCCACCAUGCUGUGGAUCGGAGUGACUGCCAGGAACAUCUACAAGCAGGUGACCAAGAAGGCCCCGCUGUGCCCGGGGGCAGACCAGCCACCGUACCCCAAGCAGCCCUUGCUCAGGUUCUACCUCAUCAGCGGAGGGGCCCCUUUCAUCAUCUGCGGCAUCACGGCCGCCACGAACAUCGGGAACUACGGGAUGGAGGACGAGGACUCCGCGUACUGCUGGAUGGCCUGGGAGCCCAGCCUGGGCGCCUUCUACGGGCCGGCGACCUUCAUCUCCCUGGUCACCUGCGUGUACUUCCUCGGCACCUACGUCCAGCUGCGGCGCCACCCAGAGCGCAGGUACGAGCUCCGGGAGCGGACGGAAGAACAGCAGCGGCUGGCGGGGCCCGAGGCCGGCGAGAGCCCCGGGGCCCCGGCGGCCACGCCGCCCGCCCACGAUGCCCCGGUCACCUCACUGCUGCAGAACGAGCACUCGUUCAAGGCCCAGCUGCGGGCCGCCGCCUUCACGCUGUUCCUGUUCGUGGCCACGUGGACCUUCGGGGCGCUGGCCGUGUCCCAGGGCCACUUCCUGGACAUGAUCUUCAGCUGCCUGUACGGCGCCUUCUGCGUGACCCUGGGGCUGUUCGUGCUCAUCCACCACUGCGCCAAGCGGGAAGAUGUGUGGCACUGCUGGUGGUCCUGCUGCCCCUCCCGUGGGGACCCCCACGCCGCGAAGCUUGGCGCCCGCCCCACGCUCGAUGCCAACGGGGAUGUGCUGAGCCACGCGGCCUGCCUGCAGGACUCACCGUGUCCCGGCAAGACGCUGGGCUUCGGCCACCCGCCAGCCAGCCACUGCAAGAUGACCAACCUGCAGGCCACCCAAAGCCAUGUCAGCUGCCUGUCACCAGCCACACCCUGCUGUGCCCAGAUGCCCUGCGAGCAGUUGAUGGAGGACGCAGCCCACGUCCACGUGCACGAGGAGGACGCCUUCGGGCAUGACCCGCACCUGCACAGGUGCAUCCAGGGCAGAGCUGAGCCUCACUACUUCAGCCGGCACCGGGUGGCCGCGGCCGAGCAGGAGUACGCCUACCACAUCCCGUCCAGCCUGGACGGCAGCCCCCGUAGCUCGCGCACGGACAGCCCCCCCAGCUCGCUCGAGGGCCCAAUGGGGCCACACUCGCUGGCCUGCUGUGCCCAGGGUGACCCCUUCCCCUUGGUCAGCCAGCCCGAGGGCGGCGACGCCAGCCCCGUGCUCUAUGGCUGUCCCCCACGGCCCGGCAGGGAGGCAGCCCACGGCCCGGCCCGCUUGGAGGUGCUCCGGAGGACACAGUCGCUGCCCUUUGGCGGCCCCGGCCAGGACGGGCUGGUCAAGGGUGAUGCACGGGGCACUGCGCCCUUUGGCUCUGACAGCACGGGCAGCAUCCGCACGGGGCCCUGGAGGAACGAGACGACCGUGUAGCAGGCGGGGCUCUGUCCCCUUCGCCCACACGGCCUGGACGUGCUUCAGAGCAGAGCCAGGCCCUCGGCCACGUGAGGUGGGCAGGGGGUCACCACGUGACCCAGCCUUGGCAGCACCGCCACUGACCCCUUCGUUGGACGACCUGAGCGGGAAGACGCUUUGGGCUACGUCGGCCUCCAAGAGCCCCGAGGGCAGCCGAGCGGUCCACGUCCACAGUCACCUGCUUUCGUCCCGUAGUGCCCAGUCCCCGGCAGCCCAGGGCAGAAACCCACCCUCAGCGCCCGGCGUGUAUCCCGUCUGUCCCGCCACCUGCCUUGCUGGGCCUGGCCGCGGCAGGUGGCUCCCCCGGUGUUUCCUAGUGUUUAAUGUGUGUUUUCUGUUUAGGUUUGUUCCUCGGGGCAGGCAGGCAGCCUGCCUGUCGGUCCAGAGCGCUCUGGGCAGCUGCCCCAGGCCCCUCCACUCUCAGGGGCACUCGAGUCAGCACCUCUGCCCAGUGCCGGCUCCGCCUUCACCCCCGCCCCACAGGCCUCAGAGCACCACAGACGCUGGGGCAGCAGCCGUACUCUGGGAGCACAAGGGCAGAGGGAGUGUCGGCGACCCUAGGCCUUCCAAGGGCCGGUGGGGUCUCUGAGGGGCCUGGGCUUUUGGAAAUGCCCACACACCCUUUAAUGUAAACUCGACUUCCGAAGCCAGGCGCCAUCAGGGCUGGGUCCCGCCCGCACCAUGAGCGUUUGGGAACAAUAAAGUCCCCUGCCACAAAAAGAGAGGGUCUGGCAUUUCCGUGAACAUCCGGGCACAAAGCCGUGACUCAGAGGACAGACAUCGGUGACAGCGAUCCUUCUGUGACAGCAAGUGGCAUGUCUCAAGGGAAGGGGUCCACGGGUCCCCGUGGAGACAGAAGCUGAGACACCCAAAGGGAUGUGUGUGUGAGCCUGUCCAGUCUUUGCUCCCUCCCUCCAUGCCCCGGGGUCUGUAACACAUGUGCAGACAUGUGCACCCCACACACGUGUUGGUGCAUGUACCACAUACAGGUGUGAAUGCGCCACAUGCACAUGUGCAUCACAUGCACACUCCCCACACGUGCACAGUACACCAUACAUGCACAAGAGUGCACACACAUGCACUGCACACAGCAUACAUCACACAUGCCGCCCGUGCACACACGUCUACUGCGCACAGACGUGCACACGGCACGGCACGCACACACAGGAUAGAGUGUUUUCCAGCCGUCCGAGCGCCACGCUCUCCUUGCCCUGUGCAGCCUCAUCACCGGGACUUGUCAGCGUCUGUGUCUUGGGCGGGGACUCCAGCAGGAGCAGAUCCUUCCUCACACCCACCUGGGUUGGGGCCGUGUCCGGUGUCCCAGGCGAGAUGCCCCAUGUCUGAGCACAGGAGCCCCGCUUCCUGGAAUUCCUGUAAACUUAAUAGUGACGUUGUAACAGACCAAGGUGUCCGGUACCUGCCCCGAGCCCCAUGUGUCCUCACGUGUCGACCAGACAGGCAACCGAUGACCGCUGGGUGGCUCCUGUCUCCACCGCCGACCAGCCUG